Aspergillus pseudoviridinutans is the source of this 264-nucleotide messenger RNA. RefSeq lists its product as uncharacterized. The record is from RefSeq and is a predicted model, not a curated record. The transcript is spliced from 2 exons. NCBI's taxonomy places the organism in Eukaryota, Fungi, Ascomycota, Eurotiomycetes, Eurotiales, Aspergillaceae. Bases 1 to 264 code for a protein of 87 amino acids.
AUGUUGGUUGGACGAGACAUGAUCACCCAGAUUAAGGUUGAGUUUGAAGACCACCCGGUCCACGGAGAAAGCGUCAAGGUCGCUGAUCAGUUUUUUUGGACCAAUGUCCGCGGCGUCUUUGUUGCCGGGGAUGCAGCGACUCCAAUGAAGGUUGUCUCUCAGGCGAUUGGUAACGGUUCCGCCGUUGCUGCUGGUAUCGCGGUGCAGUUGGUUAACGACGAUCAUGGAGAUUCUCUUGGUGGAAAAAGAAGACAGUUGACCUGA